AUGACUACUACAUCCCUGCCCAUGUUGCUGAGAGUAGAGCAACCAGACCAGCCACCAAGGAAGCUGAAACUGGGCGCUCGACCUGAUUCUGUUGACUCACUAAUCCGGAUACUAAAACAUGAACUGGACCUCGACCUCGAUGUUGACCUUCUCUACGAAGACCCAGAUUUUGAUGGAAAGCUCACUGCCCUGACCGAUAUUAAUGAACUGCCGCAGAAAGCUGUUGUACACAUUACUUUUUCUCAAGACUCAAGCUCAGUUGCAUCAACAGUGUUGCUCUCUGAUGUCUCGUCUCCAGAGCGUCUGAGCAGGUGGCCGCCAGGGCCUUUUCCAAUCCCAAUGUUCUCAUUCGACGUAGAGCUGAAGCUGAGGGACGGAAAUGCUGAAUAUGAAAACAAGAACACCUACCUCAACUUAACCCGUGACCUGAAGCACAGCAUCUUGGAGAGUAUGGCUUCCACCAUUUAUGGUUUUAAAGCUUAUCCAAGUGACAAGGAAAUUUCAAUGGCCGCCGAGGCUCUUGUGGCCAAACAUCCCUGCUUGACCCAACCAGGGGCUGAAAAGGGCUGGAAUGGGUGGAAGAACUCUAUUAAGUUUAAAAUGGGCAAUUACAGAAACAAGAUGAGACGGGCUGGAUGUCAAGAAGUUGCGGUCAAUUCUGGUAAAAGGAGUAGGAGCCACCCGGAAAAAGAGCCUUCACAUUCGAACAUCAAGCGACCAAAGCGUGCGGAAUUAAAUUUCUUGCCCAACUUUCCUAAAGGAAAGGAUCCGUCACAACUGGAGGAGAUGAGGCAGACAAUUGUUGACGAAUGCAAGAAAGUGGACAAGGACCUGACCCUCAUCCGAAAACUGAUGGAGGCCACAUUCCCUCUACGCAGACAGACGAUCGUUAUGUCCUUCCCUCCUGUGAAUGAGAUCAUGGACCUCUGGCCAGCUCUGAAAAUUGAGUCAGAGUUGUAUGCAGAAUUCCAGCGACUCACGAACCAGAACCUGCCCAAUACAUUUUAUGCUGAGCUGGAUCGCCAUCUUCCACGAAUGAUGACUCUAUUCAGGCAGAAGGCUGCCAAAACGGGGAAGACUGCAGAUGCUCUGGCCAGCAUUUUAAAACUUCAUGAUGAGCAGGAAUCCCAUGACAUCCACAGCAGACGCACCACAGCUCUACAAGCCUUGCCUGUAUAUCUGCGUGAUGAUGCGACAGAAUUAUUCAGGACCUGCACAGAUGAUUCUGAUGAACCUGACCUCAACGGUGUUGCUCUGGGCCUUCUCACCUUCGCCAACAAUGAUGCAGGCCUCUACAACGCACUGAGGGUGUCCAUCGUGAUUGAAGUGACCACCAAUGCCAUCUUUCAGCACUUGUGGCUCAACUCAGUCCUGGACGAACACACGUGCACACUCACAUAG
This is a messenger RNA of Neoarius graeffei (lesser salmon catfish), 1401 nucleotides long. RefSeq lists its product as uncharacterized. The transcript has 5 exons. Bases 1 to 1401 code for a protein of 466 amino acids. NCBI's taxonomy places the organism in Eukaryota, Metazoa, Chordata, Actinopteri, Siluriformes, Ariidae. The record is from RefSeq and is a predicted model, not a curated record.